ACAAACAAUUCUGAGUAUACCAUAACUUCGCUAUUUCCUUGUGCAGUCCUGUGAUACAGAAUGUGUGUUUUCAAUGUUGUCUGUCUUAGCUGUGCCGGAGUUUCCUCUGGGAGAGGCAGCCCUUUGGUGUUAAAACCUCCAUGGGAUACAGACUGGCAUUACUUAGUCUGUUGCCUUUAGUGUAUAAAAUGCAUCUUGCUUAGUCACCUCAUCACCAUACAAGUCAUCUGUCUUUGUUCAGUGAAGCUUUGUGUAAUAUUUGUUAAUACGGUAAUUCAUAAGGCUGCAUCUGCUCAAGCCUUUCUCACCAUCUUUACUUCCUGAAAAAUUUUGUGCAGGAAUGAACUGUAGUUAUUGAAAGUGAUGCCAUUUCAAUGGCAGUUGAACACCUACCUCCCUUAAAUUCUUUGAUGUUACUUACAUAAAGUAGCUGCAGUAAACUAACAUGUUAUGCAUUCCCUGUGGCUUUUAUUGUUGUGAACAGGAAAAUCCUUACUCAGCUCAAUUUGAAUGUAACUAUGCUGAGAAUUUAGCAUGAUCUCAGAUUCAGUUAGCAUUAGUGGGCACUAUAUAAAAAAGAAGCACCCAUGAUAAUUUCCCCCCAUAAAUAUAUUCUGAACACCAGAGAAGUGCUGUCAAAUUCUAAAAUCCCAUGGUCUUCUUUCCUACAACUCCAUCAACAUACUGCAGCAGGAAAGUAAAACAGUAAGAUCAGAAAGACAGCAACUUCCCUCUUCUUCUCUAACUCCCUCCUCCUCCCUCCCUGUGCCCCUCUGGGAACCAGGAUGUCUGGCAACCCUGCACCUAGAGGCAGAUCACUGUAGCUGUAGGUUUCUUUUCAGAGCAAUUUGUACUGCUGAAAAGGAUUCUACUGAAAAGCCGAGCUGCGGUGUGCACUAAAUCUUUAUUGGUAUAGGCUGGUCUUCGCUAUGAAGUCUCCUGCAUUAACAUCACAGUAUGAUGCUCACCACAGAGCUAUUCGCACAGAGGUAAGGAGGAAAAGUCCUGGACCAAAGGAAGCUAGAGGAAGAAAACUGAGGGAGGCUGCAAUGAAAUGCUAUUCAAUCCAAAACUGCCAGGAGAGAGACAUGAUCGAGCGGUCGGAAGUAAGCAGCCUAGCACAAACUCCUAGCGCAGUGGCCUCAAGCAUUGAUGGCAGCAUUAACGCAGACUCUGUUGAUGGGACUCCAGAUCCUCAGCGGACAAAAGUGGCCAUCACACACCUGCAGCAGAAGAUACUGAAGUUGACAGAGCAGAUCAAAAUUGAGCAAACAGCCCGGGAUGACAAUGUGGCAGAAUACCUGAAACUAGCCAACAAUGCUGACAAACAGCAGAGUGCCCGCAUAAAGCAAGUGUUUGAGAAGAAGAACCAGAAAUCAGCCCAGACUAUUUUGCAGCUGCAGAAGAAGUUGGAGCACUACCACCGAAAGCUUCGUGAGGUUGAACAAAAUGGAAUCCCUCGGCAGCCAAAAGAUGUCUUCAGGGAUAUGCACCAGGGCUUGAAGGAUGUGGGAGCAAAGGUCACUGGCUUUAGUGAAGGAGUUGUAGACAGUGUUAAAGGUGGGCUUUCCAGUUUCUCCCAAGCCACACAUUCGGCAGCAGGGGCUGUGGUCUCCAAACCCCGGGAGAUAGCCUCCUUGAUAAGGAACAAAUUUGGAAGUGCGGACAAUAUUGCUAAUCUGAAGGACUCUUUGGAAGAAGUCCAAGAAGAUGGAAAGACUUUAGGUGUUAUUCAUAACUUUCAGUCAAGCCCAAAAUAUGGCAGUGAGGAGGACUGUUCGAGUGCCACAUCUGGUUCAGUGGGAGCUAAUAGCACCACAGGGGGUCCAGUGGGAGCUUCUAGCUCCAAAACAAACACUCUGGAUAUGCAGAGCUCAGGGUUUGAUGCAAUACUACAUGAGAUUCAAGAGAUACGAGAGACACAGGCAAGACUGGAAGAAUCCUUUGAGAAUCUUAAGGCUCACUAUCAGAGGGAUUAUUCGUUCAUAAUGCAGGCUCUACAAGAGGAGCGGUACAGAUGUGAACGACUAGAAGAGCAGUUGAAUGACCUGACAGAACUUCACCAGAAUGAGAUCCUUAACCUAAAGCAGGAAUUGGCCAGCAUGGAAGAGAAAAUAGCUUAUCAGUCCUAUGAGCGAGCCCGAGACAUCCAGGAGGCGCUAGAAGCCUGUCAGACCCGGAUCUCCAAGAUGGAACUUCAGCAGCAACAGCAACAGGUGGUACAGCUGGAAGGUCUGGAAAAUGCCACUGCCAGAAACCUGCUGGGUAAAUUCAUCAACAUCCUUCUGGCCGUCAUGGCUGUUCUCCUAGUCUUCGUCUCUACUAUGGCCAACUGCAUUGUGCCCCUCAUGAAAACUCGCAACAGGACGUUUAGCACUUUAUUUGUGGUUGUUUUCAUUGCCUUUAUGUGGAAGCACUGGGACGCCAUCGCUGUCUACUUGGAACGAUUCUUGUCACCCCCCAGAUGAUGGCGCAAGGAAUCAGCUGUGUUGCCCGACUGCCCCACCCACCCUGGCGCUCACUGGCAAGUGAGCAAAGCAAAGAUGAGUCAGCAGCUCUUCCGCUGAAAUUUUCAAGUGUCCGAGUGAAUUUGUUUACACUUAGAAUAACAUUUUUCUCUGCGAGAUGCAUUGCAAUAGUAUUUUUUAGAUUUUAUUCAAGAACUCUUUUUGGCAAGAAUCCUGGAUAAUUUUUAUGUAGCAUGGUUCUCUUUGGAUGCAAAUCUUAAGAUUCUUUAAGUGUACAAAAGAAUAAAACAAAAAUUUGGAGCACACCAAUGGGCAAUUUAAAUUAUGGCUUGAAUUACAAUACUAAACCUGUUAGGAAGAGGAGAACAUGGUUAGCUUAGCUUAAAAAUAGCAAAGAUUAAAUAUUGUACAAUGGUACCACAGCAAAGCUGUAACGCUAACCUUUACUGUGAAGCCUGCUCACAUUCCAUGUCCGAAUGUAUGGAUUCAGCGUGGCUUGUUUUUUUCCUUAAAGAGAGAAAAAACAGCGCAUGGAUCUCCCGCAACUCAGCUUCUGGGUCGCCAUUUGUGCUGACCUGGCAUACAAUAAUUUUCUAGAAGGUCUGUUAAGUCUUGCUAAGCAUACAAAGUGUAAGCGUCAUGCUGUACACAGUAACUGCACAGUUGUACUACAGUAUUUUGAAGUAGCCCUUUAAACUUAUCUUUAAGCAAAAGCCCUUGGUCGCACUUUUAAGGUUUUUUUUUAUGUGUGUAUAUUCACAGAUUUAAAAAAAAGUCCGAACAGCAUACUUGAAGAGUGUAAUACUCAAACUCUCAGUGCUUCCUUAUUGUUCCUAUAAUAGGAUUUUUUAUUAUAAUUAUUAUUAUUAUUGGGGUUUUUUUUGGAAGGGAUUGGGAGGGUCGUUAUUUUCCUCUUUAAUAAAGAAGUGAUGUUUUUAAA
Pelodiscus sinensis (Chinese soft-shelled turtle) is the source of this 3408-nucleotide messenger RNA. It is a transcript of the gene TMCC1, whose product is annotated as transmembrane and coiled-coil domain family 1. Gene Ontology annotation, biological process: membrane fission; endosomal transport; endosome membrane tubulation. Gene Ontology annotation, cellular component: endomembrane system. The record is from RefSeq and is a predicted model, not a curated record. NCBI's taxonomy places the organism in Eukaryota, Metazoa, Chordata, Testudines, Trionychidae.